UCCGGCGCCGCUGGCUGUCCCGUCGACUGCUCCACCUGCUCCUCGUCCGCUCAGGCGUCGGGACUCGAACCCGGUCCGUUGUGUCUCAAACAGACGCCUCCUACGGCGCAGCCAUACAGCCCCGGUCCGCCGAGUUCCCUGCCCGACUGCGCUACACCAGCUCAGCUAAACCUCGGCGGCGGAGGCGGUGGCGCUUUCUCACCGGCUCUGGACGCUUUCCUUCGAGCCACCGUGGGAUUGGCCGCCUCGCAGUUCGCCUUCUCCGGACACCAUCAGACUCUCCCGCCCCUUCUUCCCAACACCGUCUCCAACGGGUUCGUCGGAGCUUCCGAGAGCCACCAGUUGCUGCAUCUGCACAAGGGACGGAUGGCCAUGAACUUCCUCGGCUUGCCGACUGCCUUCCAAGAGAUACCGCCCCUCAGUCUGCUCAGCCUCGACUGCCAACGUCUGCAGGAUCAGCAGCAGCAGCAGCAGCAACAACAACAACAGCAGCACAAGCCUUUAGCCUCGGGGCUGACGACCAACGGUCUACCGGUGGCCGGCUGGGACGCCGAGGUUUGGCUCAAGAGCCCGUCGGACAAGUCCACAAUGCCGAGGCCGAUGGAGACGCUGGACCCUGGGUCCGAGUCCCGCGUAUCGACGGCUGGUCGAGACUCGGGUCGACGGUUGCGCGUCGACUCGCGACAGCAUGCGCCUCGACGACCGGGCGACUUUAGUGUGGAUCGUUUUUUGUACCGCGACGGUCCCCGGCCGUCGACGCCCGACUGGACCGCCAUGGAGUCGGAGUCGGACGAGCCUGUUGAUGCGGCCAAUAGACUCGACCUGCCGGGGUCGUCGGCUUGCGGGGCCGGCCAGUGGUACCGGUUGCCGGACGAUCGGGACCCCCUUGGCCGGCUCAAGUCGGACCCGGCCUCGGACGGGACGACGAAGGCGCACGAAGAGGACAAGGCCUCCACCAGCAGCAGUCCUUUGCCGCAGACGCUCGACCUCAAACCCUCCAGAAGCAGUUACUCCUCCCUCGACUCCGGCAGCCCCAAAGAGGAGAUCAGCCUCAGUCAAACAGUCGAAGAGGCCUGCUGA
Molecule: messenger RNA, 1080 nt
Organism: Protopolystoma xenopodis
Lineage: Eukaryota; Metazoa; Platyhelminthes; Monogenea; Polystomatidea; Polystomatidae
Source: the annotation of a GenBank genome assembly